UGUAUUUUUUUUUCUUUUUUUACAUUUCAGUAAACGACCCAAAAUCCCUAAUUUUUAGAUAGAAAACAAUUUAAAAAAAAGGUUAAGCUCAGCGUUACAGACACUGUAAGAAAAGGAAAAUCAUCCCCCCCCCCCCCCUUUUUUUUUUUUGGCUGCUCUACUUUGUUUUCUGCCGUUAUUUAUUUCCAUUUCGUUUUCUCCGUAGUGAUCUCGAGGUCCUUUUGUUGAUCAGUCGAUAAAAGAGAUUUUUUUUUUUUGGGAAUAAUCAUCAGGCCAUGGCAGUAGUUGAGAAUGGUUCGAAUCAAGAUGCGGCUGCAACAGCAGUGGCAUCAAACGAUCAGGAUCAGUCAAAGCAAAACCAUGUUGGGUCAAGAAUUGAUCCAAGCUUACACCAGAACGAUCAGGGGUUGUACGACAAGAUCGGUGCCCCCCAUCAUCGAUCCAACGGUGGGGAUUUACAGAUGAGCAAUGGUGGUACUGGGGAUGACGUUGGGGAUAGCUUCAAGAGAGACAUGAGAGAGUUGCAAGAACUGUUCUCCAAGCUUAACCCCAUGGCUGAAGAGUUCGUGCCCCAUUCAAUUGCUAACCAUGGACUUACUGGAGGGUUUUUCAUUAACAACUCUUUUCUGCAAAACAACACCAACAUCUCGAGGAAUGGUCAUGCUAAUGAAAAUGGUGCUGGUAGGCGGAAGAAAAAUUUCAAUCAAGGUAAAAGGAGAUUGAACAAUAGGACAAGUAUGGCCCAGAGAGAAGAGGUUAUCCGUAGGACUGUUUAUGUCUCUGAUAUUGACCAACAGGUCACUGAAGAGCAGCUUGCAGGUUUAUUUGUGAGCUGCGGGCAGGUGGUUGAUUGCCGCAUAUGUGGUGAUCCUAAUUCUGUGCUUCGUUUUGCCUUUGUUGAGUUCACUGACGAAGAAGGUGCGCGAGCUGCUCUGAAUCAUGCAGGGACUAUGCUUGGAUUCUACCCAGUUAGGGUGCUACCUUCGAAAACAGCUAUUGCACCAGUUAAUCCAACAUUUUUGCCGAGGAAUGAAGAUGAACGCCAGAUGUGUGCAAGAACUAUCUACUGUACAAACAUUGACAAGAAGGUUACUCAAGCUGAUGUUAAGCUCUUUUUUGAAACAGUCUGUGGGGAGGUUUAUCACCUGAGGUUGCUGGGGGACUACCACCAUUCAACUCGCAUUGCUUUUGUUGAGUUUGUAAUGGCUGAAAGUGCAAUUGCUGCUCUCAACUGUAGUGGUGUGGUUCUGGGGUCAUUGCCAAUAAGGGUAAGCCCAUCAAAGACCCCAGUUCGGCCUCGCACCCCUCGCCUUCCCAUGCACUGAAUCAUCAUGGCACUCCAACUGAUUUUAGUACUGGUUUAUAUAUAUUUAAAAUGCAUACACACACCCAUGUAAAGAUGUUUCCCAUGUUGAUGGCUUGUCCAUUUAUAUUAUAUAUAUUGUCCUCUGCAGCGCUUGGUUGUUUACCCUAGGUGUUGUUGUCUUUUGUUUAUUCUUGCAACUUGCAGUACAUAGAGUUGGAUGGAACUUCGAGGCUUUGAAAGAUAUUAUGCAUUAUUACUCACUAAUGUGGACGGGGCUUGUCCCAAAUUGAACUUCUUUUUGCACAUUCUGGGCUAUGUAAUUGAUGGAGUGGUUCUCUAGUACUUUUGUGUCACUGGUGCUGUGCCAAGCUUCGGCUUGAUGCCACUGGAGAUGAGAUGCCCACUCUAUCAACUCUUUUUCCUCCUCUCCUAUUUAGUCUUAAAUUUGUGUUAUUUCAUUUGAUCUAUUUGGUGGCAUUAGUUAAAAA
This is a messenger RNA of Gossypium arboreum, 1794 nucleotides long. Its product is annotated as polyadenylate-binding protein-interacting protein 11-like. The transcript is spliced from 11 exons. The record is from RefSeq and is a predicted model, not a curated record. Lineage: Eukaryota; Viridiplantae; Streptophyta; Magnoliopsida; Malvales; Malvaceae. Gene Ontology annotation, molecular function: RNA binding. Bases 276 to 1325 code for a protein of 349 amino acids.